CGGCGCCGUACUUUCCCGACUGGGAGCAGUGCAGGAUCCGAGGUGAGAGGUCAGACCGGUCACAUGACUGCAGCUGGAGCGCGCUGAGAUGGCUGCCGAUCGGCUGCCGGACAAAGAGAAGUUAGUAAACGAAACAAGGCAGCGCUUUACGAGCGAGCAUUUACAAGAUAAGGCUGAGAAAUAUGAUUCUCGAGAUGUUGAAAGACUAAAGCAAGAUAAUGUGUGGGUUGAGAGCUAUUUGCAAUGGAGACAUUACAAUGUGGAUGAUACUUUGAAAAUGAUUGAUGAGAGUUUUCAAUGGAGAAAAGAAUUUUCUGUUCAUGAUUUAAGCGAGUCCAGUCUUCCUAAAUGGACCUUUGAAACUGGAGCUGUUUACCUUCAUGGAUAUGAUAAAGAAGGCAACAAAAUAUUUUGGUUUAGAGUGAAACUGCACAACAAAGAUACAAAGACAGCUUUGGAAAGAAAGAAGUAUGUUGCCUUCUGGUUAGAACGCUAUUCCAAAAGAGAACAAGGAAAACCUCUUACAGCAGUAUUCGACCUGACUGAAACUGGAAUAAGCAAUGUAGAUAUGGACUUUGUGCGUUUUAUCAUCAACUGUUUUAAGAUAUAUUAUCCUAAGUACCUUUCCAAAAUGAUCAUAUAUGAAAUGCCAUGGAUUAUGAAUGCUGCCUGGAAGAUUGUGAAAACAUGGUUAGGACCAGAUGCCUUAAGCCUGCUGAAAUUUGCCAGCAAAGCUGAAGUGCAGGAGUAUAUAAAUAUUGAAUAUUUGCCGGCACACAUGGGAGGAACUGAUCCUUUUAAAUAUAGCUACCCACCAUUGCCAGAUGAUGAUUUUCAAACACCAAUAUGUGAAAAUGGCCCAAUCCCUGGUGAAGAUGAACUGGAUGAUAAAGAAAAAGGAGACGGAGAUUGCAAAGACACUGUUGAUACCAACCACAAUGAAGAGUCUUUGCAGAAACCUAAAAAGGUUUCCUUUGACAAUGAGCGGCCAGAUUUCAAGACUAAAUCAGUUAAGAAACCACAAACAAUGUUUAGAGGAUCAUUGCUGCAUAUAAGUCCUGCUGAAGAUAUUCAUUUUGGCUCUAAAGAAAGUGGAGAAACAAAAUGUUUGAUAGUUCUGACCAAUGUGACAAAGAACCCUGUUGCUUUUAAGGUUCGAACAACAGCCCCUGAUAAAUACAGGGUGAAACCCAGUAAUGGCAGCUUUGAACCUGGUACUUCAAUGGAUAUUUUGGUAUCACUUCAUGGAGGUAUUGAAGCCUCCCCACAGGACAGGUUCUUAGUGAUGGCGGCUGAGAUGAACCAAGCAGCAGGAGCAGCAGUCCCUCCUGAUCUGAGUCAGUUCUGGAAGGAAGUAGCUAGAGACCAAGUGAUGGAGCACAGAUUAAGAUGCCAUGUUAUUGAAAGUAAGGCUACUACUAUUGCCAAAGAGAAUCUCAUUAAAGGGCAUACAGGACUUUCCAGCCAAGAAGAUUUGCAUUCAAAGAUAAAUAGAUUAUUGGUGUCCAAUAGACGACUGGAGGAGCGGAUUGAUCGUUGUCUAAUUUUUCUGCAAUUACUAACUGUCAUGGUUGCAUUGCUGGUCAUUCGCGUUCUAACCUUGCAUUUGCAAUCCUCAGAUAAUGCCAUGCAGUAACUGAGCCAACUUUUUGAUCCACACAAGAUCAUACUACCAAAGUUGUGAUAUUUUUUCAGUUCCCCUUAAAGUUGCCAAUAAUAUGCUGUAGGUUGAAGGCUACAGGAUGACCAAUUUUGUUUUGUAUUCUGCCAUUUUUUGAAACUCUUUGAUAAGAUUUGUAAUAUAAGAAAUUGACUUUCAUGUUUUAAACAAGCUGUCUAGUUGUAAUGAAUCAUGACUGUGAUUUGGCAGUCAAUCUGUAAUAUAUCUUGGUGCUAUGAACAACAUGAAGCAAAAAUGAUUAAACUACUGCUCUCCCCAGGAUUAUUGGGGUAUAAUCCUGAAGCCUAUAAGAUGAAUAAAAACAGGUAAUAAUUCACUUUGAUCUCUCUCUGCUUGUCAAAUGUAGCAAAGCAAAAUCUAUAUCUGAUUUGUUUCUAAUAGUCCCUUAAUUAAUCAACUCAGUCCUGAGGUUCCUAGAACAUGUUGAAUCAUCUAGCAAGAGGGUUCUGGGGAAAUCACUAGCCAUUCAUAAUUCUUUUUAAGUGCUAUAGCGAUGACUAUUGAAUGUACCUUUUUUUAUAAUCAGAAAGAGAAGGUUGGAAAAUAACGUCAUUUACCAGACAAAUGAUGUUGAAAUUAUUUUCUUUCUAAUGAGUUUGAUCAAUGUAAAUGUAGUUAUAAAAAGUAAUGAAGAUUACUGGGUUUACACUGAGUGUUUUGGGUAAAUCAUGUUAACUAUAGUUAGCUUAGUACAUGGACGUUGAUUUUUUUUAAACUGAUUGAGAUCUAAUAUGCUAGAUGACUUGAAUUGCUGUAAAUAAUCUUGGUUUGUUUUCAGUUCCAUUUUGGAAGAUAAUUUUCCUUUUGAUCUAAAUUUUCAUCUUGCUUUAUAUUUAACUGUUUUUUAAAAAAACUGAAAAUCCUGUACCCAAAUUCUAAAUAGCACCAAUCCACUUCUUAGCACAAGAACAAAAGCACAGUGAUGGAAACCAAUGCCAGUGAGCAAUGGCAGUGUUGCAUUUAAAUCUCAAAGUAAUUCGUGCUUGCUUGUGUGUAAAGUUAUUUGCCUUUUAGAAUUUUUGAUGAUAUUUCUCAAACUCCAGUUUGUCAGUGCUGCUGCCUCACCUAGAUUAGUUCCAACUUCACUUCAAAAACAAGAACGAAGGAUCGAUUUAAUGAAAAUUAACCCUCAACUCCUGAGAACACUAUAAUUACCCAAAGACCUAUGACAUUUAAGGAGAAACAAGCACCCCAUCUUGAGGAAGCUUAAUUCUGUCUAUAAUUAUUAUCUGCAAUCUACUUACUCACUCUGUGCAAAGUUUUGCCCCAUAGGUUCUCUUGCAUUCAGUGGAGACUGGUAAAUAAUGUCAAGAGAUUUUUUUAAAGAGAAAAGAUUAAGUAAUGUAGUGCCAAGUGCAAAUGAUACUUGUACAUCAAUAUGCAUAAACUGCAAGCAUUUGAUUAGGAAAUCUACUGACUUUAUAGAAGCAGCACCCAAAUUGUCACUGGCAUGCUUAUUGAAUUUGAUUCAUUAAAAUGUUAAAGAAUAGCAUCAGAAAAUAAGUUUCAAGCAAAAAUGCAGAUCUGAUGGUAACAGAAGCAGAAAAUAUGAAGUUAAAUCACUUCUGUGAGUGUACAAGAGACUUGCUGGAUUGUGAUGAUUGCAUUAUGUAGUAUUUUUUUUCCUAAUCUUUUUGUUUAAAAACUAAUAUAGUUGUAUAUCAUUGAAGCUGAAAGCAUUUCAGUUAUUUGGGACUUCAUAUUUGAAGCAAAAAAUAUAAAAGAUGAAUCAUUUACAAAGUUGUACCUAAUUUAAGAGUUGUGCUAUAAUGCAUUAUACAUUAGUGUACUGAUUAUCACUGCAGAGCUAGAAAUCUAAAUUAAAAUGCACUUUAUGGUAUAAUAAAAUUGUGGAUCAUGUCUUAACACUGCAAAAAGAUUGUUUGCAAGUGUUUUAUAUUAUUUGAAAAUAAACAUUUUGUUUAUAACCAGAUUUCAAGAACAUGCAUAUUUAUUAUAAACUUAUUACAGAAUUGCAUUGUGAAUAAAAUUUAGAAAUUAAAAAUGCAUGGAUGAAUUGCAAAAGUCAUGUAUUAUUCUUAAUUGCUUACCAUAUUAGAGGCUAAUUAGUUUUUAACAUAAGAGCACAAUGAUUAUGGUAGGAUUAGUGUAUAAAUGUUGCUUGAUAGUUGGCGCAGACUGGAUAGGCCAAAGGGCCUGUUU
Molecule: messenger RNA, 3844 nt
Organism: Pristis pectinata (smalltooth sawfish)
Lineage: Eukaryota; Metazoa; Chordata; Chondrichthyes; Rhinopristiformes; Pristidae
Gene: mospd2
Product: motile sperm domain containing 2
Exons: 15
Coding region: 89-1636 (515 amino acids)
Source: RefSeq, a predicted model, not a curated record